AUGAGCCGCUCAAGCUCCAUUAAAGUUAAUACCAAGAAGCGUGUGGGUGUCCUAUUGGAGAUGCUGCGGACAAGACAUGGAAGAGCUGAUCUCAUGACCAUUCUAUCCAAUACCAGAGCAUCACUAAUCCCUCUGCUGUUUGUGACGCUCAAGAGCAAUCAGCCCACUAAUAAACUUGCCCGGAAGUGGCAGCAAUCUUGUAUUCUCCUCCUCUCUGAUAAUGAUAUGAGCCGCACCAAGAUACUGCUCAACGAAUUCAUUCCACACCACCUUCUCAAUCCUCGAUUCUCGCAGUGGCCGUGGGAAAUACGGGUCGUUGAACUUGUAGGCUUCAACAGCCGUUGCAACGCCCGCUUCGUCCAUGGUAAUGGGCUGCACCUGGUUAAAAUCCAAGACCCAGAGGUCUGCAGUUCGAGUAAAGAAGUCGUUGUGAACGUUGGAUGGCGGUCCAGUAUAUAUGGGUUGCUCAAAAGUUUGAAUCUCCCGACCAAGAAAAUUUUCUGA
Messenger RNA from Trichoderma gamsii, 504 nucleotides. RefSeq lists its product as hypothetical. The transcript has 2 exons. The record is from RefSeq and is a predicted model, not a curated record. Bases 1 to 504 code for a protein of 167 amino acids. NCBI's taxonomy places the organism in Eukaryota, Fungi, Ascomycota, Sordariomycetes, Hypocreales, Hypocreaceae.